This is a messenger RNA of Camelina sativa (false flax), 1126 nucleotides long. Lineage: Eukaryota; Viridiplantae; Streptophyta; Magnoliopsida; Brassicales; Brassicaceae. The record is from RefSeq and is a predicted model, not a curated record.
CAUAUGCCCAAUAUUUAAACAGGGCCAUUUCACUCAUUCUACCACCCUUUUUCAAUUUCUUUUCUCUCAAUUCUUAUCUAAGACCAAAACAGAGUAUCAAACAAUGACUUUUUUCACUGCCAUGAUCUCUCUUCUCCUCCUAGUUCUCUCUGUUUCCUCAACUUAUGUUCCUACAAAUUCUGUUACACAAUUAUCUACUCUAACUCCACAUGCAAAUCCUAUAGCACAAUUGUCUACUCCAACUCCACCUGCAAAUCCUAUUGCACAAUUAUCUAGUCCAACUCCACCAGCAAAUCCUAUUGUACAAUUGUCUACUCCAACUCCACCUGCUAAUCCUAUAACACAAUUAUCUACUCCAACUCCACCGGCAAAUCCUAUUGCGCAAUUGUCUACUCCAACUCCACCAGCAAAUCAUAUUGCACAAUUGUCUACUCCAACUCCACCUGCAAAUCCUAUUGCACCAUUGUCUACUCCAACUCCAUCUUCAAAUCCUAUUGCACAAUUAUCUACUCCAACUCCACCGGCAAAUCUUACUGCACAAUUGUCUACUCCAACUCCACCUGCAAAUCCUAUUGCACAAUUAUCUACUCCAACUCCACCUGCAAAUCCUAUUGCACAAUUGUCUACUCCAACUCCACCUGCAAAUCCUAUUGCACAAUUAUCUACUCCAACUCCACCGACAAAUCCUAUUGCACAAUUGUCUACUCCAACUCCACCUGCAAAUCUUAUCACACAACUAUCUACUCCAACUCCGCCGGCAAAUCCUGUUGCACAAUUGUCUACUCCAACUCCGCCCGCUAAUCCUAUUGCUAGAUCUACAGUUCUUGCUGCUGGACGAUCAGGAUCAGGACCAUCCGCUGCUCCAGCUCGAAGCCCUUCUCAGACGAGCCAUGGAUCUUCGUUGAUUCCAAUCUCUGGCUUGACAUUUGUAAUCAGUGGCGCAUUGGUCAUAUUGUUCUCUCAUAUCUAAAACCCGAGAUCCCUUAACCUAAAUAAAGACCUAAGCGUAUUUUAAAUUAGUUGUGGUGUUUCCAUAAUUCCAUAAAGACUUAUCAUGUUUCACUGAUUACAACUAAUUUAUGUGUUUUUUAUAAUUCCAUAAUUCCAUAAAGACUUGUGUUUUUUA